GUCUGCAUCACAGACUGCUACUGACUUCAGAGACCACCUGAACAACACUGAAGAAUUAAAAAAGCAAACAAGAAAAAACCCACAACUCUUUAGAAGCUUCUUCGAGAAGACAGUUCUCAAACUCUAGGGACUCGUAUAGUCUGAGAAUUACAGAUAAUCCGCCGCUGACCAGCAGAGUGAAGCAAUGCACAAACCCACCACCAGCUUCUGUGUCUGACAGACCAGCAGCUCACUCGUGUUUGCAGUAUCCUUUUGAAUUUCUAGAUAAAAUGAGAAGAGUUCUGCUUCUGUUCUGUCUUUCAGUGAGUACUUUUUAUCACUGCUGCAUUCAAAAGGAGUUCAUAUCUGCACAGUGUCUUUAGGAAGUCUCCUCAAAGAAGCAGCAAUAUCAGUGUUUUGACGAACUCAAUGGAAAUGCACUGCUUGGUAGCCAACAAUGAUAAGUAUAAGUUUUGGGUUGGUUUGUGUUGUCUUCUGCAUUCUGGUUUGGUUUGUAUUUUGCUUUUGUUGCUGUUGCUUUGUUUUUCCAGGACUUCCACUGGAUGUAUCAGUACAAUAAACAAGACAGCCUUUCUCAAAUGCAGUAGAAGAUCAUGUAGGAAAAGAAUGAAUUCAGAGUGUCAGAAAUGUCUCUUCAUAGAAGUAAUUAACACUGUCAAAAUCUUUCCAGAAAAGCAAAAUGAGAACUGUUUUAGAUGCUUUAGACACCAGCUAAGAAUAUCUAAUACCAGAAUGACACAAAAUCUGUAUCUUUGUUCUCAGAAGACUUUAUUCAUCAUUUGAUGAAUUAAUUGAACUGCCACAUUCUGUAUGUUAUUAUAUAUGUAUCUUUUUAGCAAUAGAUUUCCUGCUCAAGGGAAAGGGGGACGCAUAUAUAUAUUCGUCUCAGGUUUAAUAGAAAAUACAAUUGAUUCAGCAGUGAAAAAUAUGUCCAUUGAGACUGAAAAAUAAUACAGGAAAUACUAUCCACCAUCAUCUAGAACAGCAACAAAAGACAGCACUUAAAACUCUAUCAAGACAGGAAUUGAAAGAAAAAAAAAGACAACUGUUACAACAAUACAAUGUAUCUUUUAUUUUACUUUUUGAAAAAUAAACAAACCAAAAAUAUUAAUUGCUUCUCACUGUAAAAUAAAUACUGGUUAUAGUGGACACAGUACUGCAAAGAAGUUGAUAAAUGCAAUAUUGUCCUUAGAGAGAUUUUGAUAGAGUAUACUAGCCUGAACAACCAGAAACCUGAAGUUGUUCAUGUGACAGAUCUGUGUGUGUGUGAAUAGCAACCAACUCUUUAAAAUUAUCCUAGCAAGGUUUGCCUUGGUUUAUCUGUUUAAAUUCCUGCCUGCUUAAUGCAUCAGAUUAUUCUGCUAAGCCUUUGAGCACGUCAUAAAAACAGAUCACUUCCUUUUUAAAAAUCUCUUUCAGAGCAACAAGAGAAAUAAUGUUUCGAUUAAAAAUAGAAGGCAAUUGUCGUAGGGAAAGAAAUAUCUGCAAAUUUUCACUUAUAAAUGGUUUAAAAUGAGCUAGAUUUCAAGCUUGCUGGGAUUUCAUAUGAUUUCAGUGUACUCUAAGAGGAAGAGGGUCCUUGUUCUGAAGAAUACUUCUUUCAAGCAGUAGUUUAAACAGCUGGGUUGGUACUUCUUGCAGCAUUUAAAACCUGUUAAAGAUUAAAGGGAGGAAAGAAAAAUAUGCCUGUACAUUUGUGCCAAGUCAACAAGACCUUGGAGAAGGCACUGCCACUGCUUUCCCUGAGGCCUCUGUACCAAAGGUAUUCAGUGCCCUUGGAUGUGUUUCAUCAGAACACAAGCAAUGAAACAGAACAAGGAUGGAGAGAAAAUGGGAUUACCGGGAAACAAGCGCAAUGUUAUGGCAGGCAGAGAACUGGAGUGGAAGGGACCAAGGAACUACUCAGUUUUAGACAAUGUGGAAGGAAGGUUUGUGGAUUCAACUAUAAAGCUUUCAGAGAAGAUGAAGCUGGAAUGUAUGUAUCCAAAAAAAGCUGUGAUAAUACAGACAUCCUGGAUGAAGCAUAAUGGAAGUCAUAAAGAAAAUGUUGCUGUCUUGCAUCCUAUCUAUGGCAUACAUAUUGAAGACAAAUACAGAGGAAGAAUAUAUUUUGAAAAUACUUCCAGGGAAGACCAAUCCUUAUCCUUCAAUAAGAGCACUUUGGAAGACGUUGGUCUUUACUGUUGCUCCAUUGUAACUUACCCAGAUGGAGUCUCUGAGAAGGUAAUAGAAGUUAUUCAUCCAGCAGAUGCAUUUGAAAUAUCUGAGAGACAAAAUAAUCCGGUGUUUGCCAAGCCAGGAGGAAGUGUCACUUUUAUUUGCCCUUAUGAUAUUGGAGGUUUGGUGCAGCAAGUGAAGUGGGAAAGGAUUAAAGCAGGUGGGACAGAUACCAUUGUCCUGUGUACCUCAGUAGGAGGGCGAAGCUUUGGUUCAGAUUUCAAAAACCGUGCACUGGUGGAUUGCUCUGGUCAGGCAAGCUCCACAGUUGUCAUUCAAAACAUCACAGCCUCUGACUACACAACGUACCGCUGCGUGGCUACUGGAAGAAAUAAAACCUUUGAGAUGAGUUUCACUGUCGUUGCAACUUGGGAUCACAAAUGGUUUAUUAUCUACAUAGCUGGAGGAACAUCUGCUGCUGUUUUACUGUUUGUUUUCCUACUCAUUUUCUGCAUCACCACUGCUUAUCGCAAAAAGAAGAAGAGGAAGAGGAUCACAGAGGCCUUAUUUAAUGCUUUGUAUUCUACUCAGGAUGAGCCUGGUAACAAUUAUGCAGAACACAAUUAUCAUACCACAUGGGACAUAGAAAGAAGAAAAGAAGAGUCAUCACUCAGGCCGGAGCAGGAGAUUUACGUGAACUGCAUAAACCUAAGAAAUAACAAUUAGCUUCCAUCUUGUGAAUGAAGUAACCCGACUUCAGGCCAUAUAUUUGCAUGUUGGACUAGAUUUGUUUUGCGUGGGUGAGCUUUAGAAGGUUAAUCUGGCUGUGCCAAGCAUGGCCCAGGCUGCCCUGGCCACACAGCACUGGUACCUGAGCCAGCCAGGGUGCAUCUGCAUUAUGAGACAGUCUGCAGCACUAAUGCACCCUUUGAUUCAUAUGUAUAAGUGAAGAUUAUUGGUAUUUCUAAAAUUUAAACAUUGUUACCCAGCAGGUGCACUUACAGGUAAUAAUUUUAGAACAACUAUGCAGAAUAAAGCAGUAUAUGUUUAAAUUACAUUCAUUUCAUUGGAGAAACAAAUGUCUGAGAUGUUUGUGUGGCAAGGUGAGAAAGAAAAUGUGCUCAAUGUUCUCUGUAUUCAUGACUUUCAAAUCUCAAAUUGAGAGCAUUAUAGAAUAAAAAAAUGCCCAUGAUUUUCCACACAGGAGGUGUUAUCACACUGUUGCGCAAACAGUAUUAUUCAGCUGGCAAAAGCAAAUGUAUCAGGGAUCCUUGAAGUUAGAUUUAAAAGCACAAAGAGAAGUGUGCUGUCUGACAGCGAUGUGGUUUACAUGCUUCUUGCCACUCAUGACAGCUAUUCCAGUGCUCACUAUUUGUGUUACAGAAUCAAAGCACAGCCCCCAGCCGACACGUACUCUCACAUGCAUGCACACAUAUUUUGCUUCUCUCUCUCUCCAAUGCUCAGGAGAAAACAAAACAUGAAGACUCUGUUACUGUCAAGUUAUAUUUAAUAAUAAUUUAUUAUAAGGUUUAGGUGCACAAAAAAUAAAUGAGGACGUGGAAGAUACAUGAAUAAAUGAUGCAAAGCAGAAAAAGCACAAUUGAGAACAUUUACCAAACAAUACACAUAUGUGUGUGGUUGUAUGUGUGCAUAUGUAUAUAUUGUGCUGAAAACUACAGAAUGAACCACACAGAAAUUGAACAAACAGACAAAAAAAAAUCAAACAAACAGAACUAGAAGGCAGACCUGAGAAUUAGGAUCUACACAUCUUUUGGCCUUUUACAAAUCUGCCAUAUUACUGAGGAUGGAAUCCCAGUAGAUGAAGAUGUUACAAUGAAAGCUGAUAAUUAUAUAUGUCUGCAUUCUACAAACCAUAUGCCUGGCCCACCAAUGCCUGAUUCCCCUUUUCUCUUGUAGCAUUAGUAAAAGUGUGACUGAAGAUGACUUUUGUUUUGGAAAGGUGCUGGGGGAAGGCAUCAUCAGUCUGCCUAUAAAACAGUUACUCGUUCAACUUGGCUGGCUAAGGAGCAUCAACAGCCUGACAGUGAAAAGCAGAAGAUAUGUGGCUUUCUCCAAUGAAAGCUUUCUUCACGUGCAAAGGAAAACAUGUCUAGGUUCUUGAGUGGACACAAGACUUCUUUGAACUAUUUGAGUGAUAAUAGUGUUGUACGGUUAUCCUACACUUCAGCUAAAAAUCUAAAAACAUAAACCAGAGUCCUUCAACCUAACAUUGAAGACUUAAAAUCUUUCACAAUGUCAAACACCGUUAGAAAACAUCUCAUUUUGGUUUUGUGUACUCCUGAACAAGGACACAUACACAUUACAAGGGAUAUAUUUUUCCUUUCACUUCUUGAAGGUGUUCAGAUAUAUAAAUGCUUGCAUGUGCAAUUGAUGAGGAUACACAGAACUGUACUAUUAAUAAGUUGGUUUAUUUCCUGAGUUAUCAUAUGUCAAAGCAGAUAAUUCUAAGUUGUGCACAGCAUUACAAGUAAAACCCUGUAGCAUUGGGUCGUUUCUUUGAUGAUUCCAUUUAUAUUAAAAUGCCAAAAUGAUGAUGUAAUGAAUUGGAUUACAUUGGAGAUCUCAGUUGGAAUCCUGAUACAGAAAUAUCCAUGAGCCGAGAAGUUGCUAUUGAUUUCACUGUUUGUAGAGACACUCAAAACACAUCCCUACUUCACUGAGGACAGAAAAGGGGGAGAGGUGGAGGUUAAGUAUCUGUGAUACCAGAUUGCUUUUAUUAUAUCUGGUAAUGCCCUUAUUUCUUGCUUCCCCUGGUGCUUUUAGCUUGUCUGAUUUUUUGUUUUGUUUUGUUUUGUUUUGUUUUGUAUUUUCCAAAAGAAUUGCUUAUUUUUGAGGAAGAAAAAAAGAAAAAUCUGUAGUGCACAUCUUUGCAGGUAUUUAAUCUAGUUUAAUUCAAAUUCCAUAAACAUAUUACUUCUAUCAAGAUAGUCCACAGGGAAAAUCACAUUACACAUAACAUAAUAAGAACAGUAUAUUUUUUUUCUCAUAAAGCAAACCCAAAACAACAGUUUCAUUUUUGUAUCAUUGUAAUAUCAGUGAACAGCAGCUGAACAUGAGACUGAUACAAAUAAAAACCAAAAAGUAAACAAUUAAUACCUCAUCAAUAUUCUCUGUGGUUUAAAAACAAGUAAGUUAUGCACAAGAAAAACCUCCAGAAGUGUCAUUAGAAAUGGGUUAUUAAAACUCUUUAAAUGCUUUAUGAGUCCAGGAGGAUGGCACCUAGCCAGAGCCUGUUUGCUGUGAAUGAGUAUGGAUUAUGUAAAUAGGCUGUCCUGUGCAAUCUAUUGUUUAUUUGUGUUUAAUUUCAAAAUUUCCCAUAGAUCUGCCUUUCUCUUUUGGAAACUGUUAUUAUUAUUAUUAUUUUUUUUUUUGGGGGGGGGGUGUAAAAUUGAUCAGCUGUAACUUUGAAAUUUCAUCUUGAACAGUUACUGUGCUAUUUAAUCCUGUAUUACUUGCUUAAAUAGUUAAAAGAGAGAAAAAAAUCAAGGAAGAAACAUGGCACGGCUAUGGAUAGCAGAUAGCUCAGAACACUAUCUCAACUGUCUUUUUUGUUGUUUUAAAGCCUUAGAAACGCUACUGAAAGGAAAUAAAGAUAAUAAAGCAUUUUUCCAUUAAA
Gallus gallus (chicken) is the source of this 5794-nucleotide messenger RNA. It is a transcript of the gene CD226, whose product is annotated as CD226 molecule. Bases 1780 to 2883 code for a protein of 367 amino acids. Gene Ontology annotation, cellular component: external side of plasma membrane. The record is from RefSeq and is a predicted model, not a curated record. NCBI's taxonomy places the organism in Eukaryota, Metazoa, Chordata, Aves, Galliformes, Phasianidae. Gene Ontology annotation, biological process: positive regulation of natural killer cell mediated cytotoxicity directed against tumor cell target; positive regulation of T cell receptor signaling pathway; positive regulation of immunoglobulin mediated immune response. The transcript has 9 exons.